This is a messenger RNA of Mus pahari (shrew mouse), 6711 nucleotides long. It is a transcript of the gene Brca1, whose product is annotated as BRCA1 DNA repair associated. Gene Ontology annotation, molecular function: ubiquitin-protein transferase activity; zinc ion binding; DNA binding. The record is from RefSeq and is a predicted model, not a curated record. NCBI's taxonomy places the organism in Eukaryota, Metazoa, Chordata, Mammalia, Rodentia, Muridae. The transcript is spliced from 23 exons. Gene Ontology annotation, cellular component: nucleus; plasma membrane; BRCA1-A complex. Gene Ontology annotation, biological process: dosage compensation by inactivation of X chromosome; chordate embryonic development; double-strand break repair via homologous recombination. Bases 217 to 5661 code for a protein of 1814 amino acids.
UUCCGAAAGGCUAGCGCUAGGCGCCAAGCGGCCGGUUUCCUUGGCGACGGAGAGCGCGGGAAUUUUAGAUUGAUUGUAGUUGCGGCUGCGCGGCCGCUGCCCGUGGCAGCCAGAGGAUCCAGCGCCUUUCUGGGGGGCUUCUCCGGCAUUUAGGCUUCGGCGCUAGGAAGUACGGGUCUUUUUUUCUCGGAGGAAAGUUCACUGGAACUGGAAGAAAUGGAUUUAUCUGCUGUUCGAAUUCAAGAAGUACAAAAUGUCCUACAUGCUAUGCAGAAAAUCUUAGAGUGUCCAAUCUGUUUGGAAUUGAUCAAGGAACCAGUUUCCACAAAGUGUGACCACAUAUUUUGCAAAUUUUGUAUGCUGAAACUUCUUAAUCAGAAGAAAGGGCCUUCACAAUGUCCUUUGUGUAAGAAUGAGAUAACCAAAAGGAGCCUACAAAAAAGUACAAGAUUUAGUCAGCUUGUUGAAGAGCUGCUGAAAAUCAUGGCUGCUUUUGAGCUUGACACGGGAAUGCAGCUUGCAAAUGGUUUUAGUUUUUCAAAAAAGGAAAAUAAUUCUUGUGAGCAUUUGAAUGACGAGGUGUCUAUCAUCCAGAGCGUGGGCUACCGGAACCGUGUCAGAAGACUUCCCCAGAUCGAACCUGGAAAUGCCACCUUGAAGGACAGUCUCGGUGUCCAGCUGUCUAACCUUGGAAUUGUGAGAACAGUGAAGAGAAACCGGCAGACCCAACCUCGAAAUAAAUCUUUCUACAUUGAACUAGAAUCUGAUUCUUCUGAAGAGACGGUAACUAAGCCAGGUGAUUGUGGUGUGAGAGACCAGGAAUUGUUACAGAUCGUCCCUCAAGAAGCUGGAGAUGAAGGCAAGUUGCACUCUGCAGAAGAGGCUGCUUGUGAGUUUUCUGAGGGCAAAAGAAACAUUGAACAUCAUCAAUGUAGCGAUGAUUUGAACCCUACUGAGAAUCAUGCAACUGAAAGGCAUCCAGAAAAAUGUCAGAGUAUUUCUGUUUCAAACGUGCAUGUGGAGCCAUGUGGCACAGAUGCUCAUGCCAGCUCAUUACAGCCUGAGACCAGCAGUUUAUUGCUCACUGAAGACAGAAUGAAUGCAGAAAAGGCUGAAUUCUGUAAUAAAAGCAAACAGUCUGGCAUAGCAGUGAGCCAGCAGAGCAGAUGGGCUGCAAGCAAAGAAACGUGUAAUGACAGGCAGGUUCCCAGCACUGGGGAAAAGGUAGAUCCAAACACUGAUUCCCUCUGUGAUAGAAAGAAGUGGACUCAUCCGAAAAGUCUGUGUCCUGAGAAUUCUGGAGCUACCACCGAUGUUCCUUGGAUAACACUAAAUAGCAGCAUUCAGAAAGUUAAUGAGUGGUUUUCCAAAACUGGUGAAAUGUUAACUUCUGACAGCGCAUCUGCCAGGAGGCACGAGUCAAAUUCUAAAGCAGCCGUUGUGUUGGAAGUUUCAAAUGAAGUGGAUGGAGGUUUCAAUUCUUCAAGGAAAACAGACUUAGUAGCCCCCAAUCCCCAUCAUACUUUAAUGUGUAAAAGUGACUUCUCCAAAAAAGUAGAGAAUAAUAUCAAUGAUAAAAUAUUUGGGAAAACCUAUCAGAGAAAGGGAAACCACCCUCACUUGAACCAUGUGACUGAAAUUAUAGGCGCGUUUAUUACAGAACCACAGAUAACACAAGAGCAGCCCUUCACAAAUAAAUUAAAACGUAAAAGAAGAACGUGCCUUCAACCAGAGGACUUCAUCAAGAAAGCAGAUUCAACAGAUGUUCAAAGGACUCCUGAAAACAUAAAUCAGGGAACUGACCAAAUGGAGCCAAAUGAGCAAGCAAUGAGUACUACCAGUAACUGUCAGGAGAACAAAACAGCAGGUAGUAAUCUCCAGAAAGGGAAAAACACUCAUCCAGUGGAAGCAUCGAGAAAGGAACCUGCUGCCACAGCUAAAGCCAAAUCUAUAAGCAACAAUAUAAGUGAUUUGGAGGUAGAAUUAAAUGUCCACAGUUCAAAAGUACCUAAGAAAAAUAGGCUGAGGAGGAAGUCUUCUAUCAGGUGUGCUCUUCCACUUGAACCAAUCAGUAGAAAUCCAAGCCCACCUACUUGUGCUGAACUUCAAAUCGAUAGUUGUGGUAGCAAUGAAGAAACAAAGAAAAACAAUUCCAACCAAAAGCCAGCCAGGCACCUUAGAGAGCCUCAACUCAUCGAAGACACUGAACCUGCAGCUGAUGCCAAGAAGAACGAGCCAAAUGAACACAUGAGGAAGAGACGUGCUAGCGACGCUUUCCCAGAAGAGAGAUUAAUGAACAAAGCUGAUUUAUUAACUAGCUGUUCAAGUCCUAGAAAAUCUCAAGGGCCUGUCAAUUGCAGCCCUCCGAGAAAAGGAGUAGAGCAACUUGAAACAUGCCAAAUGCCCGGCAAUGCCAUAGAACUUGGGGAUCUGGUCCCGGGAGGAGAACCCAGUGGCAAACCCACCGACCGAUCUGAGGAGAGCAGCAGCGUGUCCUUGGUACCUGACACUGACUACGACACUCAGAACAGUGUCUCAGUCCUGGAAGCUAACACUGUCAGAUAUGCAAGAACAGGAUCUGUUCAGUGUAUGACUCAGUUUGUCGCAAGCGAAAACCCCAAGGAACUCAUCCAUGGUUCUAACAAUGCUGGAAGUGGCACAGAGUGCUUCAAGCCCCCCUUGAGACACGCGCUUAACCACAGUCAGGAGACAGUAGAAAUGGAAGACAGUGAACUUGAUACUCAACAUUUGCAGAAUACAUUUCAGGUUUCAAGGCGUCAGUCAUUUGCUUUAUUUUCAAAACCAAGAAGUCCCCAAAAGGACUGUGCUUACUCUGUGCCCUCAAAGGAACCGAGUCCAAAGGUGACAGCUAAAGGUAAACAAAAAGACUGUCAGGGACAGGAAGAGUUUGAAAUCAGUCACGUACGGGCAGUUACGGCCAUGGUGGGCUUACCUAUGCCCUGUCAGGAAGGUAAGCUGGAUGCUGGUGCAGUGUGUGAUGGAGUGUCUAGGCUUUCCCCACCAUCUCAUUACAGAAGUAUUGAGAAUGGGCUCAGCGCCACAGGUAAAUCUGGAGUUUCACAAAAGUCACAUUUUAAACAAUCAGUUUCUCCCAUCAGGUCAUCUAUAAAAACUGACAAUAGAAAACCUCUGACAGAGGGACGAUUUGAGAAACAUACAUCAUCAACUGAAAAGGCAGUGGGAAAUGAGAACAUUGUUCAAAGUAUAGUACACACAAUUAGCCUCAAUAACAGAGGAAAUGCUUGUCAAGAAGCCAGCUCAGGCAGUAUGAAUGAAGUAUGUUCCUCUGGUGAAUACUUCCCGGGACAAUUAGGCAGAAACAGAGGGUCUAAGGUAAACGCCAUGUUUCCGUGUCCUAGUACGCAGCCUGGUGUCUGUAAGCGAAGUGCUCCUGUAGGUGAUAAGUAUCUUGAAAUAAAAAAGCAGGAGGGUGAGGCUGUUGGUGCAGACUUCUCUCCAUGUCUAUUCUCAGAUCAUCUUGAACAACCUAUGAGAAGUGGUAAGAUUUUUCAGGUUUGCUCUGAGACACCUGAUGACCUGCUGGAUGAUGUUGAAAUACAGGAAAAUACUAGCUUUGGUGAAGGUGACAUAAUGGAGACAUCUGCUGUCUUUAACGGAAGCAUCCUGAGAAGAGAGUCCAGUAGGAGCCCUAGUCCUGUGACCCAUGCAUCAAAGUCACGGAGUCGCCACAGAGGGUCUAGGAAAUUAGAAUCCUCAGAAGAGAGCGACUUCUCUGAGGAUGAAGAUCUUCCUUGCUUCCAACAUUUACUGAGCAGAAUAAGCAACACACCUGAACUUACCAGAUGCAGCAGUGUUGUGACACAGCGGAUGCCAGACAAAGCGGAGGGGACCCAAGUGCCAUGGAAGGGUAGCAUCAGUGACUGCAAUAAUGAGGAGAUCUUGAUAGAGGCAUCUCAGGAGCAUCAGUUUAGUGAGGAUCCAAGAUGCUCUGGCAGCAUGUUCUCUUCACAGCACAGUGCUGCCCAAGGUUCAACUGCAAAUGCAAACUCCCAGGAUCCCAAUUUUAAUCCACCUUCCAAACAAAGGAGUCACCAGUCUGGGAAUGAGGAAGCUUUCCUAAGUGACAAGGAAUUGAUUUCAGAUAAUGAGGAAAUGGCAACUUGCCUAGAAGAGGAUAAUGACCAAGAAGAGGAUAGUAUAAUCCCAGAUUCAGAGGCAUCUGGAGACGAGAGUGAAACAAACCUUUCUGAAGACUGCUCGCAGAGUGAGAUUUUAACCACUCAGCAGCGGGCGACCAUGAAGAAUAACCUGAUAAAGCUGCAGCAGGAAAUGGCUCACCUGGAAGCUGUGCUGGAGCAGCGUGGGAACCAGCCUUCUGGCCACUCCCCUUCCCUCCUAGCAGACCCUUGUGUCCUGGAAGACCUGCCAGAUCCAGAACAAAACAUGUCAGGAGCAGCAAUUUUAACUUCAAAGAACAUUAAUGAGAAUCCUGUAAGACAAAAUCUGAAGAGCACUUGUGAUGACAAAUUCCAACCACAACAUCCGGAGGGUCCCACCAGUGGAGAGAACGAGUCAGGGAUGGGAAGGCCUCCUUUUAAAUCUCCAUUGGCGGGCAGUAGGGGCUCUGCACAUGGCCACUCUAGGGGUCUUCAAAACAGAAACUUCCCCUGUCAAGAGGAGCUCCUUCAGCCUGCUGAAUCAGAGAAGUCCUCUGAACCACACAGUUUAACAGGUCGGUCUAGCUUGCCAAGGCAAGAUCUCGAAGGAACCCCAUACCUGGAAUCUGGAAUCAGCCUUUUCUCUAGUAGAGACCCCGAAUCUGAGUCCCCUAAAGAACCAGCCCAUGUUGGCACCACACCAGCUUCAACCUCUGCACUGAAAAUAUCCCAAGGUCAAGUUGCUGAGUCUUUCAGGAGUGCAGCUGCUGCUGGUGCUGAUACAGCAGUGGUAGGAAUUGUGAGCAAGAUAAAGCCGGAAUUGACGUGUUCAAAAGAAAGAGCGGAUAGAGAAAUAUCCAUGGUGGUGUCAGGCUUGACCCCCAAAGAAUUAAUGAUUGUGCAAAAGUUUGCUGAAAAAUACCGCCUCACUUUAACUGACGCAGUUACUGAGGAGACAACACAUGUAAUUAUAAAAACAGAUGCCGAGUUUGUGUGUGAGCGGACACUGAAAUAUUUUCUGGGCAUUGCAGGAGGAAAGUGGAUAGUUAGCUAUUCAUGGGUGGUCCAGUCUAUCCAAGAAAGAAAACUUCUGAAUGUGCAUGAAUUUGAAGUCAAAGGAGAUGUUGUGACUGGAAGAAAUCACCAGGGUCCAAGGCGGUCCAGGGAGUCCCGGGAAAAGCUCUUCAAGGGCCUACAGGUCUAUUGUUGUGAGCCCUUCACCAACAUGUCCAAAGAUGAGCUGGAGAGGAUGCUGCAGUUGUGUGGGGCUUCCGUGGUGAAGGAGCUUUCAUCUCUCACCCAUGACACCGGUGCUCAACCAGUUGUGAUCGUGCAGCCAAGUGCCUGGACAGAAGACAGCUACUACCCAGACAUUGGGCAGCUGUGCAAGGCACGUCUAGUGAUGUGGGACUGGGUGUUGGACAGUCUAUCCAGCUACCGGUGUCGGGAUCUGAAUGCCUACCUGGUACGGAAUAUCACCUGUGUUCCUGACAGUAGUGAGCCACGAGACUCCAAUGAUUAAUUUAAGGAAUGGUCUUCCGUGCCCGGGGAGCACCUCUCAGUCUUUGGUGCUUCCACACCCUACUUACUAAGUAUUUUUCAUGCAUCAGCCUGGAAAAACCAGCUUCUACCUAUGUGAGGGUAGGUGCCUUAAAGGUUUUCUAACCAAGUCCCCCUUUGAAAUCUGUCUUGAACACAAAAAGUUUUCACCUGAGAAAACUUUAGCCCAGCAAUUGAGCAAGAUGCUAAUUUGUUGCAUAUCAUUCUUGGAGAGAAAGUAGAGUGGCUUGGCUGGUCUGAGCUGGGCAUGGUGGUACUUGCCUAUAAUCACAGCAUUUGGUGGAAAAAGACGGGCAUGUCGUGAGUUCAAGGCCAGCCUGGACUGUAUAUGACUGAAGAACAAAUGGCUAGUGGUCCUGAUUUGUUCCUUAUAAAUUACAUGUUCAUAAAGGCCAAGGGUCAAGGCCUUCAAGGAGAUAGCUUGAAAUCUGUGGUUUGACUUAAAAAUCAGUGCUCCUCGAAGCUCCAAGUUUAGUAGCCAGCACCAAAGGACACCCAUUUCCCUCCCCCAACACCACCCAGAAUAGGGCUUGUGCAGGACACUGAGGAAAUUCAGAGGAAGAUUAUGUAUUUGAUGUGAAUGUGAGGUUUUUCAAGUGCCAGUGUCAAGGAGAGCCUUCUAAUUCCCCAUAACUUAUGAGCAAUAUGUCUGUUGUAGCAGCUCUAAGUAACCCAUUCCUCUUUAAAUACAAGAACUCUGAUAUGAAUAUUUCAUGUCUGUACAAUGAUGGAUUCCACCAGGAAAGAAGCCGUUGCUUUCUUUGAAGUAAUUUCUUCCCUUUUGCUCCCUGUUGCUGAACCUACUACUUCAUAAAUAAUUUUGCUUGCUGAAGGAAGAGAACAUAUUUUUCAUGAACUCAUAAUCUUGGACUGUUUAUAGAUAUUGGGGGAGUAGGUCUUCUCUACCCACCCCACCCCACCCCCGUAUGCAAGGGCAGUGGAGACCUGAUUAUAUAAAGUAUGUUUAUAAAUGCUGUGCUGUUAAUACUGCAAAUAAACUAAAUAGCAAACA